Molecule: messenger RNA, 1326 nt
Organism: Arabidopsis lyrata subsp. lyrata
Lineage: Eukaryota; Viridiplantae; Streptophyta; Magnoliopsida; Brassicales; Brassicaceae
Product: F-box protein At5g18160
Exons: 1
Coding region: 94-1275 (393 amino acids)
Molecular function (GO): protein binding
Source: RefSeq, a predicted model, not a curated record
AGCAGACGAAAGAACAAAUAAGCGUUAAUAUAAAGAAAACGAAAGAACUAAUUAGGUGAAUUUAAAGAAAGCAAGAUUGUGGAACGAUCGGCCAUGGACGAACAAGAAGAGAAAAAGCAGAGAACAAGACAAUCUUCAUCUACAUUGAGGACAAGACAAUCUUCAUCUACAUUGAAAACAAGACAAUCCUCACAUGGUAAUCACAAAUCUCAGUCAAACUCGAUUCCUUUCGACAUAACCUUUGAGAUACUCUCAAGACUUCCUGCCAAAUCAAUCGUGAGAUAUCGCUCCGUCUCUAAGCUCUGGUCGUUCAUUACCACCACACCAGAGUUCAUCAAGACUCGGUCCAAGAAGACAUCACCACCGUGUGUUCUACUAAUCUUCCGAAAACACGACAAGCUGAUUGUGUUCUCGUCCCCGCAACACAAGAAUACUUAUUCUUAUGUGGAAGAUUAUCACAUCGAAAUCCCCAAGAAUGGUUUCAUCCGUCGUCUUGAUUCCGUUCACGGGUUGAUUUGCUUUGAAGGUUCUAAACAGCUCGUGAUUUGGAACCCUACCAUGAAACGAUUCUUUACUUUACCUGAGCCUCAAGGCAACGGAGACGAAUACUACGUAGGAGGGUUUUUGGGAUAUGAACCGGUUGAGGGUAAAUACAAAGCAUUGUGCAUUGUCAGAGGAUGGAACACUCAAGUUCUUACAUUGGGAGUUCAAGAAUCAUGGAGAGUAGUAACCAAAGGUGGCUUUUUCCAUUGGCCUACUAAAGACACUGGACGAUGCAUUAAUGGAGUAAUCUACUAUAAAGCGUUUGAUAUGGCUCCAAGGCAUGCUAUAAUUAGCUUUGAUCUCAGAUAUGAAGAGUUUAAACUGAUUGAUUUUCCGAUGCGUGAUUAUGACCGCUUUCUUAUGGUCUCUUAUGAGGGAAGGUUGGCUUUGAUAAGUGACACUAGCUCUGUUGUUGAAAUAUGGAGUUUGGAGGAUGCAGGGAAUAAAAAGUGGUCGUAUGGACAGUUUCAUUUAAGUCUUCCUCCUAACAAAUAUCUGAAGUGGUUGGAUCUUAGGGGUGUUACUGAUGGUGGUGAGCUUAUUUAUACAGGAGUGAGUUUGAAUGGAUCGUUCUGUGUUGUGUAUUUUGACCCGAAGAAAAGCAGUAUAAGAGAGACUAAGUUUCGAGGAAUUACGGGUAACGAGAUUUGGCAACCUGAUAGACUUGGAUUUGAUCUUGUGAAUGACUUUUAUGUUUUACCAAAUCACAUUGAGAGUUUCAUUUCAUUUUAAGAGCUUUCAUGAGUGUUCUUUAAAUCCUUUUUGUAACCACUGAUUGAUUGA